AUGUCGGCAUCCCCCCAUUCGCGGCGCUUUAAGCGGCUUUUGGUCGCCAAUCGAGGCGAGAUCGCCGUGCGAAUAUUAAAUGCUGCACGGGAACUGCCCGUGCCAGUCGAGACAAUCGCAUUGUACACAGAAGACGAUCGCUCACACUGCGACAUCGGACGCCCGACUUUCCAAGUCCAGCUUCCAUCUGCAUCUUCCUAUCUGGAUUCCUCGGUGAUAAUUGACCUCGCUAGUAAGUUCCAGCCCGACGCAGUGCACCCGGGCUAUGGCUUCCUUAGUGAGAGUGCCGAGUUCGCGCAGAGGUGGGCGGGAAAAGGUGUCAUGGUGAUUGGGCCUGGGCCGGAGAAUCUGAGUCGGACUGGCGACAAGCUGCAAGCAAAACUUCUGGCUCGGCAAUGUGGAGUGCCUGUGUUGGAGGCUAUGAGGCAGCCAACGUCCAAUGUGGAUGAGGCAAGGGCAUUCGCUCGACAAGUUGGAUUCCCCGUUAUGAUUAAAGCUGUCGAUGGAGGCGGUGGGCGAGGAAUUCGUCUGGUUCAUGAAGAGCAUGAGCUGGAUAAUAGUAUUCAGCGAGCCAUUGGCGAGUCGCCGUCGAGGACGGUGUUUGUGGAGAAGGCUGCGGUCGAUGGCUUCCACCAUGUCGAGGUCCAGGUGAUUGGCGACGGGACCGGCCAGGUUCAACAUUUUUGGGAGCGAGAUUGUAGUGUGCAGCGUCGAUUCCAGAAAGUGGUGGAAUGUGCACCUGCCCUGAUGAAUGAUAGAAGGCUGGUGUCGAAGGUCAUUGAUGCGGCACUGAGAAUGGCGAGUGAGAUUCGAUAUCGCUCACUGGGGACGUUUGAAUUUCUGGUAAGCGAGCAUAAGGGAGAGUUUUAUUUCCUGGAAAUCAAUCCACGCCUUCAGGUCGAGCACACGAUUACAGAAUCCAUCACCGGGAUCGACCUGGUGCAAACUCAGCUGCUGCUCGCUCAAGGAUGGACAUUUGAGGAGCUUGGUCUGGGCUCCAAGUUCAAUGCAAGGGCAACUCCGCCAAAAAUCUUUUCGAUUCAGCUACGGCUGUGCGCCGAAGAUCCAAGCAACAACUUUGCCCUGAGUAUUGGCAAGGUCACGGAAUUCUUUGUGCCAAGCGGAAAUGGAAUUCGUGUCGACACUCAUAUUGAUUCCUCUGGUACAUCUCCUCUGGUGGUCGGAUCGAAUUUCGAUAAUCUUCUCGCCAAGAUCAUUGUUACUGCUUCAAGCUGGGAGGCGACUGUCCGAAAAGCCCAGCGAGUCUUGGCUGACUCCCGGAUCUCGGGCGUCAAGACGAACAUUAACCUUCUCCGAGGGAUUGUCUCGAACCCUGAUUUCCUGACUGGUCGUGUCGACACACAGUGGCUGAGUCUCAAGCUGGACGAAGUCUAUCGGCAUGGUGAGCUGAUGGAAGCUGGCGAGCGCGCAGAGAGAUUGAUCUCUAGCACCGCUUUUCAGCAGUCGAUGUCUCAGAGUGGACUUCCUACCUCCAACCUGCUAUUCCGCAAAGGCGACGCAUGGUCCAUUUCAUUAGAGUCCCUCGAAAAAGGCAAAGCAUCCGAAAAAGUAUCCCACCAUAUGCGUCUCUCUCGCGUACUACGAAACGACUUCCCAACCUCACUAUCCGCGGAAAUCGAGUACACAACGCCGACCUCGCAGACCCCAAUACCCUACCGGAUGCAGCUUGACACAACCUCGACCGCGGCGUCGGCGCUUGUCUCUUCCACGCACCGACGAGGAGACCCCAAGAAUCCGCGACACAUUGUCCUCCCGCUAUCGGGGAAAUUGAUUGAGAUACUCGUUUCUGAUGGGGAGGCUGUUGCCGAGAAUCAGGUGCUGGCCUUUGUCAAACAGAUGAAGAUGGAGCUGGAGGUCCGGAGUCCUCGAGCUGGCACGGUGAAAUGGGUGUAUCAGAUGGAGGAAGACGAAGAAGAUGUAGCGGAGGGAAUGUUGUUGGUGGAAUUGGAUGAGCAGAGUCGGAUUCGAGAGAAGCUGUGA
Molecule: messenger RNA, 2001 nt
Organism: Penicillium argentinense
Lineage: Eukaryota; Fungi; Ascomycota; Eurotiomycetes; Eurotiales; Aspergillaceae
Product: putative pyruvate carboxylase
Exons: 2
Coding region: 1-2001 (666 amino acids)
Molecular function (GO): ATP binding; metal ion binding
Source: RefSeq, a predicted model, not a curated record